AUGAGCGCCCUCUUGAACGCCAUCAGACACCGGCUAAGACCAAAGCGAAGACGACAGAGGACCAAGAACCACCGGAUCUGUUGCAACUCUGCUAUGGCCAAGAGAAAGUCGGCAAAAGAGAGAGAACCAACCUGGGCCUAUUCUGGGCUUAACGCCAAGCCGAGCAAACUAAACCGUAUUGCUAACGGCACACCUACUAACGCAGAACUCCAGGAAAGACUUAAGUCUUCCGUGCGGGCUUUUGAAGAGAAGCGCAAGCCACGCUGGGUGGUUCUCCAGCCUGCUGAACCAGCGGGUCAGGCAGAGGUAAUAAUGGAGAACACUGAGGCUGGAGAGGACCCUGCUAAACAACCAAGGGAUAUGGCAAGCAUGAAGAACACUCAGCUUGGAGAGAAUCCUCAGCAUGGUGAAUUGGAUCUUCGGGCUGAUGAACCAGCAACUGGCCCUGACUCCAUUUACCCUGUCCCAUCUGACUGGACUCUUGAACACCUCAUGGAGAAUCUUAAGUCAUCAGCAGACGAUGACGAGGGAGACCAAGCUGGCCCUGGCUCCAGUUCCCCUGUCCCAUCUGACUGGACUCUUGAACACCUCAUGGUGAAUCUGAAGUCAUCGGCAGACAAGGAAGAGGGAGACAAAGUUUAUACGUAA
This is a messenger RNA of Sardina pilchardus (European sardine), 648 nucleotides long. RefSeq lists its product as uncharacterized. The transcript has 4 exons. The record is from RefSeq and is a predicted model, not a curated record. NCBI's taxonomy places the organism in Eukaryota, Metazoa, Chordata, Actinopteri, Clupeiformes, Clupeidae. The coding region runs from base 1 to 648 and encodes 215 amino acids.